Nycticebus coucang (slow loris) is the source of this 630-nucleotide messenger RNA. It is a transcript of the gene TM4SF19, whose product is annotated as transmembrane 4 L six family member 19. The coding region runs from base 1 to 630 and encodes 209 amino acids. The record is from RefSeq and is a predicted model, not a curated record. The transcript is spliced from 4 exons. NCBI's taxonomy places the organism in Eukaryota, Metazoa, Chordata, Mammalia, Primates, Lorisidae. Gene Ontology annotation, cellular component: membrane.
AUGCUGUUCUCUCCCUGCAUGCUGGCAUGCUCACGCACUUGCUCCCGCAUCCUAGGGCUGAGCCUUGGGAUUGCAGCCCUGUUUGCUGCUGUGGCCAACAUGGCACUCCUCUUUCCUAAUUGGGAUGUGACCUUCCUGUUGAGGGGCCUCAUUGGCAAGCAUGCCAUGCUGGGCUCUGGGCUCUGGGCAGGAGGACUCAUGGUACUCUCUGCAGCUAUCCUCAUCUCCUUGGCGGGCUGGAGAUGUGGCUGCUUCAGUAAGAGUGGUCUCUGUCAGAGUGUGUUUACUGCUCUAUUGUCAAGUGGCCUGGCAUUGCUUGGAGCCCUGAUUUGCUUUAUCACUUCUGGUGUAGCUCUGAAAGAUGGUCCUUUUUGCAUGUUCAAUGCCUCAACCUUAAAUCAGACACAAACUUGGAAAUAUGGUUACCCAUUCAAAGACCUGCACAACAGGAAUUAUCUGUAUGACCAUUCGCUCUGGAACUCCGUCUGCCUGGAGCCCUCUAAAGCUGUUGUUUGGCACGUGUCUUUCUUCUCUGUCCUUCUGUGCAUCAGCCUCCUUCAGCUUCUCCUGGUGGUCAUUCAUUUCAUCAACAGCUUCCUGGGCCUCUUCUGCAGCCUCUGUGAGAAGUGA